This is a messenger RNA of Lingula anatina, 1654 nucleotides long. Its product is annotated as protein phosphatase 1 regulatory subunit 21. NCBI's taxonomy places the organism in Eukaryota, Metazoa, Brachiopoda, Lingulata, Lingulida, Lingulidae. Gene Ontology annotation, cellular component: membrane; early endosome. The record is from RefSeq and is a predicted model, not a curated record.
CUACUUCCGCCACUUCCGCAAAUAGAAAGUGAUGGCAGCGGAUUUGCAGUCCAAGUAUCAGAAGCUGGCAUCUGAAUACGCUAAGCUGCGGGCCCAAAUACCUGUCCUCAAGAAAGCAGUGCUAGAUGAGCAGACCAAAGAAAAUCAUUUUAAGGAAGCAAUCAAAGAGAAAGAACAAAGCAUUCGCAAAUUUGAACAAGAAAUUGACAGCCUUGUCUUUCGUAACCAGCAACUGACAAAGCGUGUAGAGAUUUUACAGAGUGAAUUGGUGGAUGCAGAGGCAAAGGACAAGAAAUCAAAAAACAAGCACAAUGAUGUGUCUUUGUCGACAAGUCCAAGAAGUAGUGCAAUAGGGGAGGAACUCAAACAGAAAAUAGAGGAAAAUGAAAGACUACACAAACAGGUUUAUAACUCCGACCUUGAAUAUAAGCAGAAGGUGGCAGACUUGCAGGACAGGCUGACCAUGCUUGAACAGGAGUCUGCUCAACAUCAACAGGUGCUUCAGACCACGCAGCAGAACAGCAAGGUGCAGCUGGAGAAACUGCAGAAUGAGAAGGCCAUGUUAGAAAUAAAGCUUCAUGAACAGGAGAAACUUUCAAAGGAAGCCAAACUGAGAGCUCAAACAGCGGAGCAGCAACUCAAGAUGAUACAGACAGACCUGACAAGUAAAUUGACCCAAGCAACUAAAACAAUCAGGGAUAAACUACCUUUUAAUGAUACAAAAUUUCGAGAUUUGAAUGCUUUAAAUGUACCAACACAUGACAGAAAACAUCAACUAAAAGCUAAAGAACUUUGUGGUCAAGCCACCAAUUUAGUCCAAGACCUAGUGCAAGGUUUAGCCAACUAUUACACUUAUGUGGAGCAGAGGACUAAGAUUUACCCUGCAGAUGGCCAGAUUGAACCAUACAGUGAGGUCAACAAAAAGUUUUGCCAGUAUCUACAUGAAAACAUGCAAUAUUUGAGGCCAGUGGAGCAAUCAUUUAGUGCUUUUUACAACAGCUUGAAAGAGGAUGCCCUGACAACUCUGGAAACUGCCAUGGGUCUCCAAGAAUUUGCCCAUCAUUUUACAAACUUUGUGGCAUACAGCAAUAAGAUAAUGCCGUACCAGUUAUUGAGCCUGGAAGAGGAGUGUUCAUUAUCCUCCUGUCCUGAGGCCCUGGCUGCCAAGAAUAAGGAACUUUACUCUGUAGUGCAGAAGCUCUGUGCAGUACUCAACAAUAUACAGACUUAUGUGGCUGUCAUUGCUCAGCAAAGCACAGUAUCUUGUGAUCACCCAAAAACCAACCAAGCCAUUUUCUUUGAACAGCUGUCAGGUGGUCUUGAACUUUUCCACACAGUUUUGAAAGAGCUAUCUACUACUUACAAUGCCAAGGUGACAUUAGAACACCAGCUGCCCACUGCCCCUUCUAAACUGAAGACCACAGAUGAAUGUGUCAUGUCUGCUUUGGUGCAUCUACAAAAGUGUGCUGGGAAAUUUGCCAACUUCAUGCGGACCAACCUGGAGUUCUUCUGUGCUACAGCAGGUUAUCGCACUCGAGGUAGUAGUAUAUCUACCAAUGAGUCCAUGGAGGGUCCAAAGUCCAGCCCCGUGGUGGGAGCUCUGAGGCAGAAAUCUGCUAACUACAUGGCUUCAUUACAUAGGAAUUUAGGGUAA